Centrocercus urophasianus (Greater sage-grouse) is the source of this 3160-nucleotide messenger RNA. RefSeq names its product plasminogen activator, tissue type (gene PLAT). The coding region runs from base 406 to 2082 and encodes 558 amino acids. The record is from RefSeq and is a predicted model, not a curated record. Gene Ontology annotation, biological process: smooth muscle cell migration; plasminogen activation. The transcript is spliced from 14 exons. Gene Ontology annotation, cellular component: extracellular region. Gene Ontology annotation, molecular function: serine-type endopeptidase activity. Lineage: Eukaryota; Metazoa; Chordata; Aves; Galliformes; Phasianidae.
UCAUUGAAGUUUAAGGUGCCUAAUGCAGAAAAGUUUGUUUUGAAGGCUGCAUCUGCUCUCCGAUUGAAUGAACAAAGCAAACUGGCUGCAAAAUCCAGUAUGUAAAAUCCACAAGUCAGCUCUCCUCCUGUCCCAUGCAGAAACCUCACAGUUUGGACGCGUGCCGCUCUGUCCCAGACCAUCCCAAGAUCUUGGCUGCUGUUUUUUCUCUUGGAGGAGUGGGAAGCACACCCUCCUGCCCUCCUCAGGCUCCACCCCUUGCAGUGCAGUUUUAAGUAGGACGGAGCUUUUCAGAGAUUGUAACAGAGAUGUGGAAAACAUAAAAACAGAGCGGUCUGGGAAGCCAAUCAGCAGCAGAAAACAAGAGAGGAAAAGCCAAAAAAGACAACUUGAGCUCUGGAGGUGAUGUGGAAAACACUCAGAAUGAAAGGCAAGCUCCUAAGUCUCCUUCUGCUGGUGGGAGCAAUCAAGACUGCCCAGUGCCAGGGCUUGCACAUGCGUUACAAACGGGGAGCCAGAUCUAGAGCUAUUUGCACAGACUAUUCAUCUGGACAAAUAUACCAGCACAGGGGGAGCUGGCUGAGACUCUCAGGGAGCAGAGUGGAAUAUUGUAGGUGUGACAGUGGUCGGAGUUACUGCCACACUGUGCCCAUCAGAGCCUGCACUAGAAAUAAAUGCUACAACGGCGGCCAGUGUUCACAGGCAUAUUACUCACCACAGCUCUUUAUCUGCCUCUGUCACCAUGGUUUCUCUGGGAAGCAGUGUGAAAUAGAUACUGAAGUUAAGUGCUACAAAAAUGCUGGAGUAACAUACAGGGGUACGUGGAGUGUAACAGAGAGUGGGGCUGAAUGCCUGAACUGGAAUAUCAAUGGCUUGAUGGACCGUAAAUACAGCGGCCGAAGAAAGGAUGCUGCUGAGCUGGGAUUGGGCAAUCACAACUAUUGCAGAAACCCAGAUGAGGAUUCCAGACCUUGGUGCUAUGUCUACAAAGGGGGAAAGUACACCUGGGAACACUGCAGUGUGCCCUCCUGUUCAAAAGCUGGAAACAUCAAUUGCAAAACUGGAAGAGGCACAGAUUACCGAGGUAGUCACAGUGUUACCAGUUCUGGAGCCACCUGUUUGAGGUGGAAUUCUCAAAUCAUUGUCAGCAAGUUAUAUACUGCUUGGAGAAGAGAUGCUUACCAGCUAGGCCUUGGCAGUCACAAUUUCUGCAGGAAUCCUGACAAUGACAGCAAGCCCUGGUGCCACGUACUGAAAGGAAAACAGCUCACAUGGGAGUACUGCGAUGUGCCUACUUGCUCCAGCUGUGGUCUUCGGCAGCACAGAGCGCGCCAGUACCGGAUUAAAGUUGGCUCCUAUGCAGACAUUGAAGCUCACCCGUGGCAAGCUGCCAUCUUUGUGAAGUAUCGCCGAGCACCCGGAGAACAUUUCCUCUGCGGAGGAAUUCUGAUCAGUUCCUGCUGGGUUUUGUCAGCUGCUCACUGUUUUGAGGAAGGCUUUAGUACUCAUCAGCUGAAGAUUGUGCUGGGCAGGACUUCUCGAGCAACUCCAGAGGAGAAGGAACAAAAGUUUCAGGUGAAGAACUACAUUGUACAUGAGAGAUACGACUCAGAGAGUUACAACAAUGAUAUUGCUUUGCUGCAGUUGAACUCAGACACAGAAGACUGUGCUAUUGAAACAGAUACUGUUCGAGCAGCCUGCCUCCCAACACCAGACCUGCAGCUGCCUGACUGGACUGAAUGUGAGAUCUCUGGUUAUGGUAGAAAUGAAGAAUUUUCUCCCUUUUAUUCAGAGCACCUGAAGGAAGGCCACGUCAGACUAUUUCCAGCCAGUCGAUGCACCACAAAGCAUCUACACAACAGGACAGUUACAGACAAUAUGUUAUGUGCAGGAGACACAAGGCACCUUGAUGAUGCUUGUAAGGGUGACUCUGGAGGGCCUUUGGUCUGCAUGAAGGACGACCGCAUGCAUCUAAUAGGAAUCAUCAGCUGGGGAAUUGGCUGCGGCCGCAAAGACACACCUGGUGUUUAUACAAACGUGAACCGUUAUCUCAGCUGGAUUCAGAACAACAUGAAAUCCUGAGCAAGAAAGUAACUAUCCACAACCCCACGAGUGUGCCCUUACAACCUGCUCUGAGGUGUUUUAAGGAUACUGACAGGACAUCCUACCUGUCCAGAUGCUUAUGACUUUCAGUGGAAGACACACUGCUGUGUGUGGUACAGGCAGUUUCUCAGUACUCCACGUUUCUCACUGCAGGUUAUCACAGCUCUUGCUCUUUCCCUUUGCAUCUCUAAGUUUUCUCCUUCCAUCAAAUCACACGGGCAGAACUAAAACUAGAUUUUGGCUUGCAAAAUGUGAGCUAUAGAGGUGAACUUAAGGCAACUGAGACCGAUUUUACUUCCUGAUACUUUCAUCUCCCUCUUUAGAUCACCAAGACUCAAGAGACACACAGACACGUGUCUUCUCUAACAUGGCCCUAGGGCAUACCUAAAAACAAUUUCCUUUGUGAAAUAUGUUCAUUAUUCAAAUUUACUCCCACAAACCCCUUCCUCACCCCUCCUCUUUAGAGGAAUAUUCUUUUCUAGCUUUUAAGCCACGAGACAAAUACCUCCCUACAAACAACGGGCGAGACCAGAAAGUCUCACAACUCAUAUGAAAAAACAUCCUUAAAAAAAGAGGUGCAAUGGAAAUACAGAUACUUUCUUACUCAAAAUACACCUGCCUGCAGCAAGGUGAAUCAAAGAAGGGUUGAGCUUGAGCCUUUACUCUACAUAGAUUUCUUCUGGCUUGGGUUAUUGCCAUUUGGGUCUCACAUAGCAAAAAUAACACACUGUGCACUGUCCCCUUCAGAAAACACACUGCUGUAACACUUGUGUGUGGGGGCAGAAGAGGGGAGAAUAAGUUUUUCAAUGUACUUUUCUUUACAAUUCCAAAGGUGUGCUUUUUUGGUUUUGUUGUUGUUGAAAUACCAUGCAGGUAUUUUAAGUUAUUCUGUACUUGUCUGGCUUAACAGUAAAGUUUCCACCACUGUAAGAAGAACCAACAGGUCUAAACUUGUCCAGCAAAACAAUAAUCCACACUUAGCUCCACUGAAUUUACAACUGCAGUCUUCGUAACACAGUAUUAACAAUGGAUUUGUAAAUAAAAAUGCUAAUUCUUA